CUAAAACCUUAUAACACUUCUCCCACUUUUCCCCUGUGUCUCCUCCCCUCUUUUAAAUUCAUAAGCCUCUACCUAAUUGCCACUUUCUCUGUCCGGUAAGAAAAUGGAUACAUGGAUUCAUAACCGGAGCCUCCUCCUCCCCCUGAAUCUUCUUCUUCUACUAGUCCCCUCAUUGAAUUCAAUAGACACAAGUGAAUCAGAAAGCUGCAAUUUUUUUGAAGGAAGUUGGGUUGAAGAUGAUUCUUACCCACUGUAUGAAGACUGCGAAUUUAUUGACGCCGGGUUGAAUUGCCAGAAGAAUGGCAGAAGUGAUGAGCUUUACCUCAAGUAUAAAUGGCAGCCUACUAAUUGUGACCUUCAAAGGUUUGAUGGGGAAGCUUUUCUACGAAAGUUUAGAGGGAAAAAGAUUAUGUUUGUGGGAGAUUCACUUGGAAGCAACCAGUGGCAGUCGCUGGCCUGCAUUCUACUUUCUACAGCCCCAAAUUCGAACUACACCGUCUCCAGAAAAGUCAAUCGUUCCCAUCUUUCAUUCCCGGACUAUGAGAUGGAUGUUAUAUUCUUGAAAAAUGGGUUUCUGGUGGACCUAGUCGACGAGGAAGUGGGCCGAGUUCUUAAGCUAGAUUCCCUUAACAGGAGCAAACAGUGGGAAGGAGUUGAUAUCUUGAUCUUCAAUAGUUAUCAUUGGUGGAUUCAUACUGGACGUCUCAAAACAUGGGACUAUUUCCAGGUUGGUGAAAAGCUCUACCAUGAAAUGGAUCGUAUGGAUGCCUACAGGAUUGCUUUGACUACUUGGGCUAAUUGGGUUGACUCCAAUGUUGAUCCCUCCAAUACUACAGUGUUCUUUCAAGGAAUUACUGCAGUCCAUUAUAAUGGUAGCGAAUGGGACGAACCAUCGGUGCAAGACUGCAAGUGGCAGAGGAAGCCAAUAGAGGGAUCAAGUUUUCCAGGUAGGAGAUAUGCAGGAGAGGCUGUGAUAAAAGAGGUGUUGGGUAACAUGACAAACACAGUACAUUUGCUAGAUAUAACAUUGAUGACUCAGUUGAGGAAAGAUGGGCAUCCAUCCAUUUAUGCAGGAGUAGGAGUGGACUGUAGCCACUGGUGUGUGCCUGGAGUUCCUGAUGCAUGGAACCAAAUACUUUACUCUCUUUUGAUUUAACAUUAAAUUCUUUGUCUGGCAUCAUAUGUUGGGUCAAGCAGAAUAGAUCAAUAGAACAUUAUUUUCUUGUUUACGAAUCAAAUGUUAAAAAUGAAUAUGAUGAUGAAUUAUUCUAAGUUAUUCUGUAAUGUGUAAUACUCAUUUGAUUAUAAUUAAUGGUGUUUUUAAUUAGA
Molecule: messenger RNA, 1329 nt
Organism: Cuscuta epithymum
Lineage: Eukaryota; Viridiplantae; Streptophyta; Magnoliopsida; Solanales; Convolvulaceae
Source: the annotation of a GenBank genome assembly